Molecule: messenger RNA, 1984 nt
Organism: Dioscorea cayenensis subsp. rotundata (Guinea yam)
Lineage: Eukaryota; Viridiplantae; Streptophyta; Magnoliopsida; Dioscoreales; Dioscoreaceae
Exons: 3
Coding region: 67-1542 (491 amino acids)
Molecular function (GO): acetylglucosaminyltransferase activity
Source: RefSeq, a predicted model, not a curated record
AAGCUGAAAUUCCCACAUAUUCUUUGGGUGGUUUCUUUCCAAUCCAGUCUGAAAGACGAAGUAGAAAUGUUACUUUCCUUGAAAAGCUGGGUUUUCUCGGCGAAUUACCACCGGGACACUCUCUGGCGUUCAAUCAAAGCAACCAUCUCCAUCGUUUUGGUUUUCUCGGUCGUAUUCAUCUCCUACUCGGCCGUCAGCUCCAGCCAUUACCAAUGGUCAUGUCCCCAUUGCGACCAGUACCCGGACCCGUUCCCUGUUGCUAUUCCAGGACCAACCGCUUCUCCCGAACCGACCAACAUCUCCCACAUCGUGUUCGGAAUCGGUGCCUCAUCACACACUUGGCACCAACGGCGCGGUUACAGCGAGCUUUGGUGGCGGCCGGGUGAGAUGAAGGGGCAUGUCUGGCUCGACGAGGAGCCCAAGCGUGGGUCGUGGUCAGACACAUGCCCGCCUUACCGUGUUUCGGCAAACACGUCGAGAUAUGGUGCGCGGGCUUCGGCGUCCCGGAUCGCGCGGAUCGUGGCUGAAUCCUUCGCGCUUGGGAUGGAGAACGUGCGGUGGUUCGUGAUGGGUGAUGAUGACACGGUGUUUUUCAUCGAGAAUUUGGUGGCCGUUCUGGGUAAGUAUGACCAUGACCAAAUGUGGUACAUCGGAGCACCGUCGGAGAGUGUGGAACAAAACCUUCAGCAUUCGUAUGGGACGGCGUUCGGCGGUGGUGGCUUCGCCAUUAGUUAUCCGGCGGCGGCGGAGCUUGCUAAAGUCAUAGAUGGGUGCUUGGAUCGGUAUAUAUACUUUUAUGGCAGUGAUGAAAGGAUUCGGGCUUGCCUCAGUGAGCUCGGUGUUCCACUCACCAGAGAACCCGGAUUUCAUCAGGUGGACCUGCGCGGAGACGCUUAUGGCAUGCUGGCCGCACACCCAAUAGCCCCAUUAGUAUCACUUCACCAUCUAGACGACGUGCAUACAGUGAUACCAAGCCAAUCAACUCAAAUGAAUGCGAUCCGGACUCUAAUGGACGCAUCUCGUCAUGACCCUGCCCGAACGCUGCAGCAAACCUUUUGCUACAACCGAGAACAAGGCCAUAACUGGUCCGUCUCAGUGUCAUGGGGUUACACGGUUCAAUUGUAUCACUGGGUCGUCCCGCCUCAUGACCUGGAAGUUCCUCUCCAGACGUUCCUCACAUGGAGAUCAUCCCAGAACGGGCCAUUUGUUUUCAAUACAAGACCUUUCACGGUGAGCAAUAACUGUGAACCGAUGUUGUUCUUUUUGGACCGUGUCAGCGAGAGGAGGAAAGCUCAACAAGUCAGUGUGACCGAGUACACGAGACACGAGAGUAGCAUAGACAAAGGCUGUGACAGGGCUGGCUUUGCAUCUGCAUCGCAGGUGCGGUCCAUUCGGGUGGUGGCGCCCAAGAUGGACCCUUACGAGUGGCAAAAGGCACCAAGAAGGCAUUGUUGUGAAGCUCGCUCAAAAGUGUCCAAUGAGAAGAUAAUUGAUGUUUGGAUCAGGCAUUGUUACCCUGGUGAGAUAACAUCUCCACCAUAAAUUAUAACCUUCCCUGCUCUGCUCUUUUUGGAUGAAAAACAUGCCCUGCUCUUUAGAUAUGUCUGUGAAUAUUCACAAAGGAAAAGGAAUAAUAAAGAAAAUAAAGAGAAUAAAUAAAAGGAUGGUGUGUUUUUUGUUGUACUCACCCCACGUUAAAGAAAAUAGAUGGUAUAAGAAUGUACAGUUCAUUACGAGGCAUUAUGUUCUGUUUUUCUUGUUGUGAUAUUGUAUUAUCUUGACUUGAACUCUGUUAUUUUCAUACACAAAACGUUGAGACGAUGAUCUCUUCUGCUAAAACAGUGGCAGUUGGAAAGCACUGGAACUGUUUUGAUUGAAUGAAUUUGUUCAGUGGUCUGUUGCUCAAUUAUCAAAUGGUUCAUUGAUCCAAAUUAAUAUUUUGUCUGAUGUCACUCAUGGUGAUUUAAUUAUUGAGAAAGUUUUG